AGUUAUCCUCGCCUCAUCUUCAGAAGAAAUGAAGUGUAAAUCUCGGGCUAUUAGUACGUAAGAACCUCCACUCCCCACGACUGCGUCGUGGGGCAAGGCUGAAGAUUGGUAAACAUCCAUGUAUCUUCAUAGUUCUCCUUUUACGUAGUUGUCGUUCGCAGGCCUGCUCCCUGCUAGGCACAGGCAGGCAGCGAAGCCGAAGCGUAGACCAUGACAGUCUCCGAGGCAACGCGAUUGGUUUUGUUUCCCAUGCUCCGCGCCAGACUGUUUUUCGAAGGAGCAACUACCCUACUGCAGCACGCCGACGGAUUUUCGAUCUUGCUACAGCACACGCGAGCGAGGACUUCGUCCUCAUCGACAGAAAAGGAAAAAGUGCACAGUAAGGUUUUAGAAAUGGGUAGGACGGAGAAUAGCAAAAGGCGCCUUGAUGAAAAUACGAGCACAAAAAAGCAGACCGCCGCCCGCGAUAAAAGCGGAUCAUCUGCCGAUAAUAAUUCGAGCCAACAUUGCGCCGGCUCGCACGAAGAUUGCAGCUCCUUGCGCUGCUGCGCGGACCCGGCGCUGCGCUGCUACAAGAAAGACCAGUACUGGUCGGGUUGCAUUCCGCCUGUGGGUUUUCCUGGCGGGUGCACACCGGGGGGAACCCGGCUGGAAGACGGGGCGGAGUGGUCGCACAUGCCCUGGGUUUGCGAGUACAUUGACGUCAAUCCGCUGCCAACCACAACAGCACCGGUCACCACGACAACUACUACACCUGGCACCGGCGGUGCCAGCAGCACUUCUCCAAGCAAUGCUGACAGUAGUACCGGCACCCCCUACCUCCCAGUCACCUGGCAAAAUAACGAAACGAACCUGGCCCCAACGGGGGAUCAUGACCAGUCGGAAGUACAGGAUGGCGAGGUUACUGCGAUGUUAAGACCAAAGGGUCCCAGUUUGAAUUGCUGCGAAGGGGGUUCCUUUACCGGUGAUGUUCCGCAGGCUUUUGGAGACGAAGUGGGCGCUGCUACGGAGGCUCAGCAUGCGCUCCACAAGGCUCAAGAUGGCAGUAGUACGCAUGCUGACGCUACGUCGGAAUCGGAGGAUGAGGGGCAUCAUCUUUCAGGGGCAGCUCAACCCCCACCGUCGCAGGCACCAGUGCAAGACAGUGUGGGGGUUUCUCAAAGAUGAAGAUGAUACAUGCACGCGCAUCAACGUCUGAACAUUGGCCCCAAAGCACCCUAUAGGAUUACUCUGCGGAUAGAGGUGAAAUAGUAGUGCAGAAAUUUCCAGCCGGACGAAAGGGGUGGCCCGUUCCGCAUGGGCCAUCGCGUUUUCACAAUGCACAGCACGGCG
This is a messenger RNA of Amoebophrya sp. A120, 1332 nucleotides long. NCBI's taxonomy places the organism in Eukaryota, Dinophyceae, Syndiniales, Amoebophryaceae. The record is from the annotation of a GenBank genome assembly.